AUGGGUAUCAUCAGCACGAUAAUGGGUUUAUUCGGAUUCGGAGUUGGGACUUCGAUCGGUUGCGCAAUUGGCUACUUCAUGUUCAUCUACUUCCAGCCCUCCGAUGUCAAGGAUCCAGUAGUUCGUCCUCUGGUUGAGCAAGACUCGGAGACUUUGCAGCGGAUGUUCCCGGAAAUACCCUUGUGGGUGAAGAAUCCGGACUACGACAGAGUUGACUGGCUGAACAAGUUCAUUGCACACAUGUGGCCUUACUUGGAUAAGGCAAUUUGUAAGACUGCAAAGACUAUAGCAAAGCCGAUUAUUGCUGAGCAAAUCCCCAAGUACAAAAUAGAUUCAGUUGAAUUCGAAGCGCUUACGUUGGGCACAUUGCCUCCAACCAUUCAAGGAAUGAAAGUUUAUGUAACCGAUGAGAAAGAGUUGAUUAUGGAGCCUGUGGUGAAGUGGGCCGGGAAUCCUAACAUUACAGUUGGAGUCAAAGCAUUUGGCUUGAAAGCAACAGUCCAAGUGAUUGAUUUGCAAGUUUUUGCUUCUCCAAGAAUCACACUUAAGCCCUUGGUCCCUACUUUCCCCUGUUUCGCCAAUAUUUUUGUGUCUCUCAUGGAAAAGCCACAUGUUGACUUUGGAUUGAAAUUGCUUGGAGCAGACGUUAUGUCCAUUCCUGGACUUUAUCGAUUUGUUCAGGAACUUAUCAAAGACCAAGUUGCAAUGAUGUACUUAUGGCCCAAAACCUUGGUCGUACCUGUUCUGGAUCCUUCGAAGGCCAUGAGGAAACCUGUUGGGAUUCUUACCGUGAAGGUUGUACGUGCAAUGAAACUUAAAAAGAAAGAUCUGUUGGGAGCAUCAGACCCUUAUGUAAAGGUAAAGCUCACUGAAGAUAAGCUGCCUUCGAAGAAAACUACUGUCAGACACAAGAACUUGAAUCCCGAGUGGAACGAGGAAUUCCAUCUGGUUGUUAAAGACCCCGAAUCUCAAGCUUUGGAGCUUCUCGUUUAUGACUGGGAGCAGGUGGGUAAGCAUGACAAAAUGGGAAUGAAUGUUAUCCCAUUGAAAGAACUUACACCUGAAGAGUCAAAAGUCAUGACGCUCGAACUGCUGAAAAAUAUGGACCUAAACGAUGCUCAGAAUGAGAAAUCGCGUGGUCAGCUUGUUGUGGAGCUGCUGUACAAACCGUUCAAGGAAGAUGAGAUGCCCAAUGCUGUUGAAGAGUCUGAUGGUGUAGAGAAAGCUCCUGAGGGAACGCCUUCUGGUGGAGGCUUGCUGGUGAUCAUUAUACAUGAAGCACAAGAUGUCGAAGGGAAGAACCACACAAACCCUUAUGCGAAGCUUACUUUCAGAGGGGAGGAGAGGAAAACCAAGCAUGUGAAGAAAAACCGUGAUCCGAGAUGGGACGAGGAGUUUCAGUUUACGCUGGAGGAACCGCCGACGAAUGAGAAGCUCCAUGUGGAAGUUGCUAGCGUCUCGUCAAGAAUUGGUCUAUUACACCCUAAGGAAGUUCUGGGGCACGUGACCAUAAAUCUGGCGGACGUGGUCUCGAACAAGAGAAUCAACCAGAAGUACAAUCUCAUCGACUCGAGGCAUGGCAAGAUCCAAAUUGAGCUGCAAUGGCGAACAUCGUCAUGA
This is a messenger RNA of Linum trigynum, 1620 nucleotides long. NCBI's taxonomy places the organism in Eukaryota, Viridiplantae, Streptophyta, Magnoliopsida, Malpighiales, Linaceae. The record is from the annotation of a GenBank genome assembly.